UCAAAUGUGCGUGUGACUCUUAAGAGGAGCGGAGAUCUCGGGCUACGAGGCUCAGUGGAACUCCUGGCCGGGAAGCAGCCCGCUCGGGCGACCUGAUAAUGAAAAGGAAGGUACAUGGAGUGAAUCAACUCCAGAUUAAUUCUUGAUCAAAAUAUAUGAAGAAUGAGAAAUGAAUUAUACAAGACUAUCACCUGAAACAGUGACAGGAUCAAAUUUUAGAUAUAUUCUUAUUUUAUUUAUAAUGGAAAUGUUACAACAACACCACUGGUCUUGAAGAUAAAACAUAACAUUCCAUUUUCUUUGGAUAUGAGUGAUAACAAAUCUUCACAAGAAGAAAAGUACAGGCCUAGCAGAGGUUCCUCAAAAUACAGGGAAUCUGUAAGAAUAAUGCAAUCGGAUGAUUACUUUGCCAGGAAAUUUAAGGCUUUGAAUGGUAAUAUGGGUCCUCCUAUAUCUCUAAAUACCAGCAACAAAAGUGAAAAUAGUAACUCAGCCAAUGGUACUCCUGCUGUGCCUAAAAUGGGAGUCCGAGCCAGAGUAUCUGAAUGGCCACCUAAGAAAGAGUGUGUCAAGGAACUACCCAAUGCUACCUGGGAAGACAGGCCUCAAAGUGAGAGUGGUGGAUUAGUAAAUGGGGAUCAGAAUGAAGGACAGCAAAAGGAACAGCUUGAUUUGGAAUUUGCAGGAGCCAAGUAUGGACUAGGAGACAUUUUUAUCCAUUCUCCACAUAGGGGACUUCAUCCUAUAAGACAAAGAAGUAAUAGUGAUGUUACAAUCAGUGACAUUGACACUGAGGAUGUUCUGGACCAGAAUGCUGUGAACCCAAAUACAGGAGCAGCUCUUCAUCGGGAAUAUGGAAGUACGUCAUCAAUUGACAGACAAGGCUUGUGUGGAGAGAACUUUUUUGCAAUGCUUCGUGGCUAUACAGUAGAGAAUGUUGAGCAUAAAAUACAUGCACCAUUUGGACUUCCUGAAUUUUUCCACUGUGACGCCACAAUUUCUCCAAGUCUCCAUGCGGCAACCCAGAUUUCAAGAGGAGAGUUUGUCAGAAUUUCUGGACUGGACUAUAUGGAUAGCACCUUGCUUAUUGGUAGAGAUCAGGAAAAAUCUUUCAAAUGGAGAUUAAAAUCAGAGUCAGUAGAAACAUCUCUUUUUAAAAAACUCAGAACUGCUAAAAGCGAACAUGAAGCACUAAAAUUUGUGGCUGAAUUAGAGGAGAGUAGACUUGAAAAGAAUGUCCAUCCUUGGAAUUGUCAGAAGUGUUUUGCCCACUAUGAUGUUCAGAGUAUUCUCUUUAACAUAAAUGAAGCAAUGGCUACUAAAAUUAAUGUGGGCAAAAGAAAGAAUAUAACCACCGGGGCGUCGGCUGCAUCACAAACUUCAAUGGCAGCAAGCCAGAUUGGGAGCUGUGAAUCUCCUUUGGGAAGUAAAGAGGAUCUAAAUUCAAAGGAAAAUUUGGAUGCUGAUGAAGGCGAUGGGAAGAGUAAUGACUUAGUACUGAAUUGUCCUUAUUUCAGGAAUGAAACUGGUGGGGAAGGAGAUAGGAGGAUCGCACUCUCUAGAGCAAAUUCGGCAUCUUUUUCUUCGGGAGAUAAUUGUUCUUUUGAAUCUUCCCUAAGUUCACAUUGCACCAAUGCAGGUGUUUCUGUCUUAGAAGUACCAAGGGAAAAUCAGCCAAUCCACAGAGAGAAAGUAAAGCGUUAUGUCAUAGAACACAUUGAUCUUGGUGCCUAUUAUUACAGGAAGUUCUUCUAUGGAAAAGAGCAUCAAAACUACUUUGGAACAGAUGAACAUUUAGGACCUGUAGCAGUCAGCAUUAGAAGGGAGAAGUUUGAAGAAGGAAAAGAAAAAGAAGGUUUACAAUUCAACCAUCGUAUAGUGUUCAGAACAAGUGAGCUUACAACACUGCGAGGAGCCAUUUUAGAAGAUGCCAUUCCGUCUACUGCUAGACACGGCACAGCACGAGGCUUACCUCUUAAGGAAGUAUUGGGAUAUGUAAUUCCAGAACUGAAUAUUCAGUGCCUGAGACAAGCUUCCAACUCACCCAAAGUGUCUGAACAGCUGCUUAAACUGGAUGAGCAAGGGCUAAGUUUUCAGCACAAGAUUGGAAUUUUAUAUUGCAAAGCAGGCCAGAGCACUGAGGAAGAGAUGUAUAACAAUGAGACAGCAGGUCCUGCUUUUGAAGAAUUCCUUGACCUUCUAGGUCAAAGAGUACGACUCAAAGGAUUUAGUAAAUACCGAGCACAAUUAGAUAAUAAAACUGAUUCAACCGGAACUCAUUCUCUUUAUACAACCUAUAAAGAUUAUGAAAUAAUGUUUCAUGUUUCAACUAUGCUUCCAUAUAUGCCCAGUAAUAGGCAACAGCUUCUAAGGAAAAGGCAUAUAGGAAAUGACAUUGUUACUAUUGUCUUUCAAGAGCCUGGAGCACUUCCUUUUACUCCAAAAAAUAUCCGUUCUCAUUUUCAGCAUGUCUUUGUCAUUGUCAAAGUCCACAAUCCAUGCACUGAAAAAGUGUGUUAUAGCGUUGGAGUUUCAAGAUCGAAAGAUGUUCCACCUUUUGGACCACCUAUCCCUAAAGGAGUAACUUUCCCUAAGUCAGCAGUUUUCCGGGACUUCCUUUUGGCCAAAGUUAUUAAUGCAGAAAACGCAGCCCACAAAUCGGAAAAAUUUCGAGCCAUGGCAACCAGAACACGUCAAGAGUACUUGAAAGAUCUAGCAGAAAAUUUUGUUACUACUGCUACAAUAGAAACUUCGGUCAAGUUUAGCCUCAUUUCAUUAGGUGCAAAAAAGAGAGAAAGAGUCAAAGCAAGAAAGGAUGCUCAUUUAUUCAGUGUUGGAGCAGUAAUAUGGAAUGUGAUAGCACGAGACUUUGGUCAGUCACUUGAUAUUGAAUGCCUGCUUGGCAUCUCCAAUGAAUUUAUCGUGUUGAUUGAAAAGGAGUCAAAAAAUGUUGUGUUCAACUGCUCCUGCAGAGAUGUUAUUGGCUGGACAUCUGGGUUAAUGAGCAUAAAAAUAUUUUACGAAAGAGGAGAAUGCAUUCUUCUGUCCGCAUUUGAUAACUGUGCUGAGGACAUCCGAGAAAUAGUUCAGAGGCUAGAAAUAGUAAGCAGAGGAUGUGAAACAGCAGAAAUGACCUUGAGAAGAAACGGCUUGGGACAGCUUGGAUUCCAUGUCAACUUUGAAGGGAUCGUGGCAGAUGUGGAACCGUUUGGUUUUGCGUGGAAAGCAGGCCUACGUCAAGGCAGUCGCCUCGUAGAGAUCUGCAAAGUAGCUGUAGCAACACUCACUCAUGAACAAAUGAUUGAUCUAUUGCGCACCUCUGUGACGGUCAAGGUGGUGAUUAUUCAGCCUCAUGAGGAUGGUUCACCUAGAAGGGGAUGCUCAGAACUCUGUCGAAUUCCCAUGGUGGAGUACAAACUUGACAGCGAAGGCACCCCAUGUGAGUAUAAAACUCCUUUCAGGAGGAAUACUACUUGGCAUAGGGUGCCAACCUCUGCUGGGCAGCCUCUCUCUCGUGCCUCUCCAAUCUUAGGAACAACUGACAGACUGCAUUGCCAGCAGCUUCUUCAUCAGGCACAAACUGCUAUUCCUCGCAGCACCUCUUUUGACAGAAAGCUUCCAGAUGGCGCAAGAAGUUCUCCAAGCAACCAAUCAUCCUCCAGUGAUCCAGGACCAAGCGGGAGUAGUCAGUGGAGGCAUCAAGUAGGAUAUGAUGGAUGCCAGUCCCCUUUACUUCAUGACCAUCAAGGUCUCCUGGAGAGUGAAGAAGGCAGAGAACAUGAAGAAUCUUUGGAAGGGUCCAGGCAUCCCAAUGAUUGGAGACAAAAACUGUUCCAGCCAUUCCAGCAGUAAUACUCUAUCCAGCAACACAUCAAGCAACAGUGAUGAUAAGCACUUUGGCUCUGAAGAUCUAAUGGACUCUGACUUGCUUGGAUUAACGUAUAUUAAGGGAGCUUCUACUGACAGUGGAAUUGAUACUGCUCCUUGUAUGCCAGCUCCAAUGUUGGCUCCAUUGCACAUUUCUGGAAGUCGGUCAGGGCUUCAUGGACGGACAGAUCAAUGGGCUGAAUCAUCCGAAACGCCAGGAGCAGAUGAUGACAUGAAAGUGUAUGCUGUCCACAGUUAUGCUUCAGCCAUUUCUAGCAGUCAUAUAGGUGAUGGCAGCAUGGGGGACCUCAGUGAAUUAUCUUCACAUUCUAGCGGGUCGCAUCAUUCUGGAAGUCCUUCAACACAUGGUCCUAAAAGCACUGGAUCAUUAGAUACCUCCAAAGUAUAUAUAGUCUCACAAAAUUGUGCUCAACCAAUCUCUGGAUCCAUGGCAAAAUGUUACCCUCGACAAGGAGCAAUAAGCAAAUACGUUAUUGGCUGGAAAAAGUCAGAAGAUAGCCCCACACCCGAGGAAUCUGAAAUUUCUGAAUGCCAAGAUCAGCUUCAAGCUUCUGUCAGGAGUAUAGUUUCUGAAGGCCAGCAAGCUCUCUCAAAAGAAGAAUUUCUGAAGUUGAUGAUGCAGAAUAACAUCUCUGCGGAGGAUGGAAGAAGAAAGUUUUCAUUCUAUGGCAACCUAUCUCCAAGGAGGAUACUGUACCGUACACUUUCUGAUGAGAGCAUAUGUAGCAAUCGAAGAGGAUCUUCCUACGCCAGUUCACGGAGUUCAAUGCUAGACCAAGCGUUGCCAAACGAUAUUUUGUUUAGCACUACGCCACCUUACCACAGCACCUUACCUUCUAGAACAUGUUUAAACAAUGGUAGUGGAAAUCUGCGACAUGAACUGUGGUUCUCAGAUGGAUCUUUAUCUGACAAAUCAAGAUUCAAUGAUCCUGGCUUAAUGCCCCUUCCAGAUACAGCAACAGGAUUAGACUGGUGUCAUUUAGUUGAUGCUGCACAAGCAUUUGAAGGUAAUGUGCGAUCAAAGUAACUGCUGCUAAAUUAUCACAAAUUAAGAUGCAACGCCCCUGUUAUUACCAGAGGCAGUGGCACUCAAAAACAUUUGAUAAUUUGGCAAUUCCGUGCAUGCUCUCCUAACCCAUCAGUUUUCUGUUUCUAAAUCUGUAAUUCCCAGUUGAUAAGUGGAUUGUAUAGGUUUCAUGGUCUAUCAC
This is a messenger RNA of Thamnophis sirtalis, 5096 nucleotides long. Lineage: Eukaryota; Metazoa; Chordata; Lepidosauria; Squamata; Natricidae. The record is from RefSeq and is a predicted model, not a curated record.